Molecule: messenger RNA, 6398 nt
Organism: Phaedon cochleariae (mustard beetle)
Lineage: Eukaryota; Metazoa; Arthropoda; Insecta; Coleoptera; Chrysomelidae
Source: the annotation of a GenBank genome assembly
AUGAUAUCAGGAAAAAUGGUAAAAUCAGAUAACAAAGUGUGUGGUGUGUGUGGGGAUAAAGCUUUGGGUUUCAACUUCAAUGCUGUCACUUGUGAAAGCUGCAAAGCUUUUUUCAGGAGAAAUGCACUCAUUACCAAAGACUUCAGCUGCCCCUUCAACAACCAAUGUGAUAUAACAACAGUAACAAGACGGUUUUGCCAAAAAUGUAGGCUUGAUAAGUGUAUUGCAAUUGGAAUGUGCAAAGAUUUGAUAAUGUCUGAUCAUGACAAGGAAGCCAAGAGGCAAAAAAUUGAAGAAAACAAAGCUAAGAAACGAAAAGGUAAUAGUUUUAAGGCUGGCUUCAAGAAAAUGAAGAAAGAAAUAGUUGAGCCUGAUUCACAAAAAAGUGAAUGCUCCUCUAGUACUGUUUAUUCCAAGGGCAUUGCUACAGACACCAAUUCUCAAGAUGUUUUAUCAGAAGAUCUAGAAAAAGAUCUGGUACAUCCGAGGGUACAUCCAUUCUCUCAGAAAAAUCCAAAUACUGUCAGUGUUAUCAACUACAAUAGUUCUGUAAAUAACCCAAUAGAAAACUUGGAAAAUGUUUCUUCUCCAAAUGAGAGACUUGUUUCUUCAAGUGAUGAAGUUAUGAGUACACCAGUUUUUGAAGAACUGGAUAAAAAAUACAGUUCAGAUCAAUGUGAAGAUCAUAACCAAACUUGUUCAAGGACCAAGUUGAACAAUUAUGAUGUGAACUGCAAUAAUAACAGUGUUAAAUCAAAUAUUAUUCAUUCUGUCAAUCCAGAGAGUACAAAGGAACAACCCUCAAUUGAAAAUAUGACUCAAGAUAUCAUCAAUGAUGUUAGAAGGAUCUACUCUGUAGAACCAACAUCAAUAGAAUCCAUACUCUGUGAGGCAAUCAAAUUAGAAUUUGAAGCGUUUUCCUCCAUGGCUCAGUAUCGUUCCUCCAACUCCAGAGAGCUAAAUGACGCGGAACAGGCCAAGCUAAACGAACUAAUUGUUGCCAACAAGGCCACAAUGAUACCUGUCGAUAAUGAGUUGACAGAUCUCAUAGGUGACGAUAGUAAGUUUAAGCCUACCGCUACACAACAAAAAAUGGCUGCCGAUCCAGUGCUGGUUGACGUCAUCAACUUGACGGCGAUAGGCAUACGCAGGACCAUCAAAUUGGCGAAGAGGAUCAACGCCUUCAAAAACAUGUGCCAGGAAGAUCAAGUGGCCUUGUUGAAAGGGGGAUGUACGGAGAUCAUGUUAUUGAGGAGUGCCAUGAAUUAUGAUAAAAAUAAGCAAUCCUGGCAUAUUCCACAUAGUAUAGAAGCUCUGAAUGUAAACGCCGAUGUAUUGAAGUUAGCCAAAGGCAAUAUUUAUAAUGAACAUGCGAGAUUCAUAACAACAUUCGAUCCAAAAUGGAUAUGUGAUGAAAAUUUGAUCUUGAUACUAUGUGCCAUAGUUUUGUUCACGCCAGAUCGCCCUAGAGUGGUACAUCAAGAUGUCAUCAAACUAGAGCAGAAUUCGUACUAUUAUCUGUUGAGAAGAUACCUUGAGAGCAUAUAUCCUGGUUGUGAGGCGAAAUCGACUUUCUUGAAGUUGAUACAAAAAAUGGCGGAACUACAUAAAGUCAACGAUGAGCUAAUAAGUGUAUACCUUGAUGUGAACCCUUCCCAAAUAGAACCAUUGCUCAUAGAAAUGUUCGACCUGAAGCACUGAUUUUUAAAAAUGGAACGCCGAAUUUCUUAUGAAAAACGAUGGUUUGAAACCCAGGCACUAAUCCUUUGUAAUUAAAUGGAAUUUGCUCAGAAAGCACAAGACAUAAUUACUUAGGGUAAGGUACAAAUUAGAAGUUUAAGACAAGCUAACUGAAUAGAUUUUGCUCAGCUGCAUGGAUCACCACAUAUAAUGUGAAAAAAAAAUGCAAUUUUCUUGAGAAUAUUUCAACGAUUUAUUGCACUCUUUAGUGUAUCUAGAAUAGAUGAUAUCGGGAAGUAAACCAACGGCUGGCAGCUCAAGCACGAAACAGUAUUCGUUCGUUUUGAACACGGAUAUUCCAAAUUCAUGUAAUUGGGUGGUUGAAUGAGAAAAGCAAUGAAUAAUCGAAGAGUACCGAAACUUUCCUGAACUGAAAGACAACGGUUUUUUCAUAAAUCGGUUCUUAACAAUAAUGAGAAGAUAUAUUGGUGUGGACUCAAAUUUGAAUUCAAAGCUAAUAAUCAACUUAACAGAUGGAGCAAAUAUCGAGAAAUACCUAAAAACUAUUGUAUAUUGGCAAAUCAUUAAAUUAUUCUGUGUGUCUUUCUUCCAGUGUGACCACCCCUCAUGUUUUGGAGUAGAAUGAUCGAUCCAUUUUCUAUAAUAGGUCAAUCUCUCAGUUUUUAACAAAUUAAUUUAUCUCAAUUUGGUAGAGAAACAUAUUUUCUUACAAGGAACUUAUCAACAUUAUUAUAAAAUGAAUUCGACAUACUCUGAAUUUAAAUCUAAACAUCAUUUCACCAUAAACGUAAUUUCAUGCUCAUUUCCCCAAGCAAGAGGGAAUUUGUUUAGUUACUAUGGUAUUGAUACAAAAUACAGGCUUUUGAUGGGUCGAAAAUGUUAGGUGUGAAAUUUUCAUGAAAAUUGACUCUGACACCGACAUCAAUUCUCAUCCUCCUAGUUUGGAAACAAUUUUGGUCACAAGAGACCAAUUAAAAUCAAUUCACGAAACAUCUGGUAGGUCUGCUCUUUGGGCAGUAUAUUUGUUAAACCGUUCAUUCUACUGCAAAAUACGAGAAUGGUCACACUGUAUAUAGUUCGAAUUCUCAAUUUAAGUUGAACACAUUUCAUCCAAAAUAAUUAGUACAUUUUUUCAUAAUUUUCUCAUACCAAUUACCAGAUAUUUGGAUUUUCAUGAUGAUGAAAAUAUCCACAAAACCAUAAGUUUUUUCAAUUUCUUCUAUUUUGGGACAUUUGGUGCAAUUGUAGAAUGUUAGAAUCCUAGAAUGUAGGAAUCCAUAAACUCUAUUCGAGGUUAACGACACCUUAGGUGAAUAUGGAUCAGUGAGAAAAAAAAGGUUUCUUCUAGUUAUUUAAUCAAUCAAUCAAAACUUUCAAGCAAUAUAUUUUUAUAUUGUCGUACUCUAUUGAGUUAGUAUGCAUAUAUAAUUGGUCAAUCACAAAAUGUUCUUGAUUGAAUGCAAUAAUACAAUUAAGAAUAUGUGAUAAGAUCUGUUUUCCUGUUGGUGUGUAAGAGAACAAUGAGUUUAUAAAUUGCGCUCGAUUUUCCGUAGCAACUGUGAUGUUUUUUUUCUACCUUAUUUCUCUUGGUUCCCACGAUGUUCUCUGAACAUUACAGAAUAUCCCUUCUCGUGAGAACCAGAACCAUAAAAUGAACGAAAGGGAAUUUCAAUCAUAUUCAUGGAACCUCGAACGUAUCUAGGGAUGAUAGUAGUUUUAGAAUAAGCAGCCUCUUGUAGAGUACCAACAUAGAUUUGACGUUUUUUAUGGUUUUGUAAUAUACCGGUUGUCCCAGUAUACCAAUUCCAACGAAGAACCUUCCUUCAAUUUGAGGUAAAUAUAACUAAAAUAACUUUCCGUAGACACUUCUGGUUUGACCCCUAUAUUUUUCUCACUUCUUGAUUUCCACCCUGUUGGAACAGGGGUAUUGGUACACCCAGUAUAGAAUACUAGGCUCCGUACUCUAGCCUCUACAAGUCUACAUGCAUAUUUUUUGUUUUGGCUUCCAUGAGUUGCCCACGCAAAAUCGUUAAUCGAAUAUUUUUAUAGAUAAUCCUUCAUAAGGUUUUCGAUUGUAUUUGUUACCCUGCUAUAUUUUCUUUGUUUGUGACAAAACAAAAUUAUUAGAAUCCAAUUGUACUCAUUUUAUGUUCAUAUAUAAUCUGGAUGUAUCAUUUCUGUAGGAUGACAAUUUUUGGAUGCGCCACUUGGUUUUUUUGGAGACUACACUUUUUAGACUACCAAUGGUAGGAUUCUGAAGGUUCUUCCCUAUCCUCUCUGUUUGUAUCCUUGAGGAAAAUAUCGUUGAAAACUAAAUCAGUACGCCGGUAAACGCAGUGGGCUUAUGAAAUCCAACAUUGGAUGUUGGGCAAAAAUGAAGGAAUUUUGUUCCGUACCUACUUAACAUUACGCAUCGUCUUUUAUUUUCAAUUAAAAAAUCAUUGAAGGCUGUCUUCAUCAUUUACCAACCUGAAUAAAUACGGCGUUUGUAUUUAUUUGAAAGAAUCACUUAUGGGAAUCCUGAUUGGCGAUGAAUAAAAAUUUCCGCAUGUUUCAUCAAAAACUAAUCAAAGUGCUUCGUUUAUUUGCUAUUUCAUCAGGUUGCUUGAAAAAAAAAAAAUGCAAUCGAUGACGUCACAGUGUCGCCAUAUUGAUUUUCCUGCGCCACCAUUUUGAAAUCAAAGAUCCACUUGUGUUAUAUCAUUGAAAAGGGAUUAUUUCGCUCUAUCGAAUGGCGUGAAAAUAUAUGCAGGGUUCCGUUCAAAAUUCUUGACCUGAGUCAAUUUCCGUUGAAACCGUGAACAGUUUUAACAGAUAAUUCUAUGCGCAGCUGAAAACGAUCGGUCUGCUUCUGGCACUUUGAUGGGAUACAAAACAAAAAACGCGUGUGCUAGCCUAUUAUUAUCUUCAUUAUAAAUAAAAUAGUUACAUGGUAUUACUACGAUAUUUACUGAAGUAUCUUCAAUAAUCCAGCAGAAUAAUGAUGUCUCUGUUUAUCACUUAGAAGUUGGAAUGAACAGUUACGACUUGUCAAAUGAUGUGUCAAAUUACUCAUAUUUCUCAAUGUAUUCGUUGAUGUCAAGAAGAGGAGAUGAGCUUUUAGCGUCUACUCCAAAGGAGAGAACUGAAAUUUCAGCUGGGAUAUUAGAAAUAAUGUAUAUGUAUACAAUAACUAUCGAGGUGGUAAAAAAAUAUCUUGACUGUUGACAUGCAUUCCUAUAUAAAUGAUGGUCUCAUUAACUAAAGCUUUAUUCAAUAUAGGAUUCGAGGUGAAAGUAAGAAUAGCCUAUAUUUAAUUCUAUUCAGAUAUAUUUUAGUUUCCAUAUACAACCAAAUUUUUUAUUUUUACUCUUCAUAAUAAUUGGCAAUUAGAUUUACACCAAAUUAACUCACCGGCAAUAUAAUCGGUCCAAUCGACGAAGUUUGCUAAUAAAUAAUUCCGUUAAUUCAAGUACAAUUUGAUAAUUAGUUUCAUUAUAGCAUAGGUGAAUUUAUAAGGAAUCAGACAGAAGUUUCAAAAUUCAUGAUAAUCAGUUUUUUAUACAUAAAAAGCGCCUUCUUACAUCAACUUUGAAACAAUCUGUAGAGAGUUAUACACCUACUGGCUGUCGUGGCUCCUUUAUUCAAUGUGACCAAGUCCAUCUGAGCUUGAUAACUAUGCCACACCAUUAAUCACUCUAGACGAACUUUAUUUCUACCAUAUGCAGAAAUGUUACGUUUUUUCACAACCCUUGUAGCUUUCUCAAAGUUAUAGUUAUUGUAACAAAGAAGAAAAUGUAAGGAAUAGAUGUAGUUUGAUAACAAAAUAGAAAUCACAAGGUUGACCACUGAGAUUAUUUUGAAACUAGAAUAAAAGGGCGCGUCAGUGUCACUUUGCAUGAUAUGGAGAUGUGCUUAAUCUUCAAAUAUCAAACUGAUGUCAGAUACUUAUGAUAUAAAGAAAAGAAUGAUCAAAUCGGACUUCAUCGAUGUUUUGGGUGGAUCGAUCAUUUUGCUGGUUAGUCUUUUUUCAAUAAUGAGUACCUAGUCUUGAAAAUACACCAAGUGUCAAAACAAAACAUCAUCGAUUUUUUUAUACUUGCAUAUGUAUUGUUCAGUAUUUCUGAUUUGAUUGACAUUGAUGCGUAAGUGAUGUUUCAACAACUGAAAUACAUAAUUCAAGCUCCAACGUUCUAUUUUGUCUCAUCCAGUUCAUAAUAGAAAGAAAGAUUUUGACUUAGUGUAUUUCCAGGACUUUACGUCCUUAUGACAAUUUUCAUCAUUCCUAACAUUUUGUCUUAUCAGAUUGAGAAGCUACCACUGUGUUUCACUAUUGGUUAUAUUUAUUUUCCUUAUACGGAGCUUGCAGUGUCACCAAUAAAGUGUGCAUUGAAUUGGUUGAAAUUGUAUUUUGCUAAAAGAUUUUGAUUCAAAAAUCAUUUCGUUUGUGAUAUCAGAAAAUCCUAGAGUUUUUUCAUCAUUAUUUUCGGACACAGUAUAAUUUUUUUUUUCAAAAUGGGUUGAGAGAUGUCUAUCAAAUAAUUGCACAAUGACAUUGAAAAAUUCUCCUAAUGUUUACAUAAUUCACAUUUCGAUGUAUUUCUCAUUUGAUGCACAUUAAAUUGAUGACACUAUAUUGUUUGACUAAAAUGUUGUUUUUUGUAGCCAAUUAUUACUAUUGAAAUUUUAUUUAACUGAAUAAAAUAUAUUUUUACAUC